GCCGGAGCGUCCCGGCCCCGUCCCGGCCUGUCCCGUCCCGCCGCCCGGCCCGGCCCGGCCCGGCCAUGCUGCUGCGGCUGGCGCUCUGCCUGCUCGCCCUCUGCAGCCCCGCCGCCGCGCACGGUGGGAUUUGCUGGCUGCAGCAGGGGAAAGAGGCCAAGUGCACCAUGAUCCUGAAGACAAGCGUGACGUGGGAGGAAUGCUGUGCCAACGGCAAUGUGGACGUGGCCUGGUCUAAUUACUCCUACCCAGGCAACAAGAUCAGCCUGCUGGGCUUCCUGGGGCUGGUGACCUGCCACCCCUGCAAAGAGAGCUGCGAGGGGGUGGUCUGCGGCCCCGACAAGGUCUGCAAGAUGAAGCAUGGGCGUCCCCAGUGUGCCUGUGCCCCAGACUGCUCCAGCCUGCCCCGCAAGCUGCAGGUCUGCGGCUCCGACGGCUUCACCUACCGCGAUGAAUGUGACCUGCUGACAGCCAAGUGCAGAGACCACCCCGACCUUGAAGUCAUGUACCAAGGAAAAUGCAAAAAGUCCUGCUCCAGUGUGGUGUGCCCCGGCACACACACCUGCGUGGUGGACCAGACGGGCAGUGCCCACUGCGUGAUGUGCCGGACAGCCCCCUGCCCUGAGCCCACCAGCCUGGACCGUGCGCUCUGUGGCAACAACAAUGUCACCUACCCCUCGGCGUGCCACCUCCGGCGGGCCACCUGCCACCGCGGCCGCUCCAUCGGCGUGCGCCACUACGGGAGCUGCUCAGCUGCAACCAGGUUGUCCUCGGAGACGGACAAUGCAGAAGAGAACUAUGUGUGAAUCCUCCCUCGGCACAAGGCCGGACCCAGGAGACAGGGGCAUUAUGUGUAUAUUGUACAAACCAUAUACCUGGUAUUUAUUAAGAUAAAAAGAUCCUUAUUUAUACCCGUCUAUGUUACGCAGCUGCAGGAGGCCCAGCUCUGGGCCCUGCUGGCUGGGGAGCAGGGGAAGGCGAUCCCAGCCUGGCCGUGGUGAUGCCAAGCGCCCUGGGAUGCUCCGGUGCCCGGCAGAGCUCUCGACUGGUGCUCACGCAGCCGGUGCUGAGGGGGUGUCCAUGCUGCUGCGCCUUGGGCCCCCCCACGUGUCCUUGGCCGGCAGCCCUGGGCCUAUUUAUUUUUGGAUUGAAUUCUCAGUACUCUGCUGACGUUUCUGGCCAGGACCCCGAGGUCUGGAGGGAAUCGGUGCAUUUGCCUUCCCCAGAGGGGCUCAGCCCCAGCUGCCAGCAGCAGGAAAGGCAACACGGCGCUGCAUCGGAUUGGAGACAGAGAGAUAUAUAUUUUUUUAUCUAUAUAUAUGCAUAUAUAUAUGUAUGUUAUUUUCUCCUGAAGUUUUAGCAUGUGUAUGUUAAAAUGGAUUUCAGUUUAGGUUUUCCUGGGCCCAUUCAGACCAGGCUCCCACCCACCCUCGGAGGCGCCGUUGGCACCUGGAGGUGCGGUGGUGGCGGGACAGUACUGCCUACCACGGGCCUUGGCACGCCCUGCUGAGGGGCUUGACCAUCCUCCCAGGACUGCCGAGCCCAAUGCCCAUCUCCCAGAGCCCUCUGCAUCCCCCCCUGCCAAAAGUCCUUUAAAGCAGCUGGGGGCAAAGGGAGUCCAGAGCCCCUGAGGCAUUUCCAGGGCUGGUGCUGGACGCAGCCACCGUGCAGUGCCCCGAGGAGGCAGUGGGGAGCAUGGCUUGGGAGAGGGGAUCAGGAGGAGGGUGACAGCCCUGCUGCCCUUCCAGGGACCCCCAACCUGGCUGCCCCUCAGCCACACAGCCCUGGCCUCCACCUCCCACCCCCCGACUCUGUUGACACCGUCUGUAUUUAUUUUUACUUCUCUCAUUUUGUGUGUUGUCACUUCUGUAAAUACCAUCACAUCUCUGACACCAAGAAGCUAUUGCCUUUAUAUAAAUAUCAUAUAUAUAAUAUAUGUAUAAAAUUACCCUAUUUUCUAUUUUUGUAUGAUUGCAUUCUGAUUCCUGAGGCAGACGCUAUGGGAACAUACACAUUUCCUAUUCCGUAUUGUUAGGGGCAUUUUACGGCUGUGUUACAAUUUGGAUUAUAAUUAAAAAAAAAAAAUAAACAA
Molecule: messenger RNA, 2092 nt
Organism: Apus apus (common swift)
Lineage: Eukaryota; Metazoa; Chordata; Aves; Apodiformes; Apodidae
Gene: FSTL3
Product: follistatin like 3
Exons: 5
Coding region: 66-806 (246 amino acids)
Biological process (GO): cell differentiation; negative regulation of activin receptor signaling pathway; regulation of BMP signaling pathway
Molecular function (GO): activin binding; protein binding
Source: RefSeq, a predicted model, not a curated record